Molecule: messenger RNA, 1845 nt
Organism: Caenorhabditis briggsae
Lineage: Eukaryota; Metazoa; Nematoda; Chromadorea; Rhabditida; Rhabditidae
Exons: 10
Coding region: 1-1845 (614 amino acids)
Biological process (GO): regulation of transcription by RNA polymerase II; positive regulation of DNA-templated transcription; cell fate specification
Cellular component (GO): nucleus
Molecular function (GO): RNA polymerase II cis-regulatory region sequence-specific DNA binding; DNA-binding transcription factor activity, RNA polymerase II-specific
Source: RefSeq, a predicted model, not a curated record
AUGUCUGAAUCGAAAUCAACUGAAAUCGAAGUCGAGCUAUUGGAUGAAGAGAAAUGGAAAAGGCUACACGAGACAGAUAAUGAGAUAUUGGUUGGAGUUGUUGGAAGAUCGUUGAUCCCAGGUCUUCACUACAAAAUAAAAAAUCUCACUCCUUCCAAAAAGUAUACUGUAGGACUGAAAAUGAGACUAUGCAACUUGAAACCAUAUCGAUAUCAUGUGAGCACGGGAUGGAAAGAAGACUAUAGAGCUGAAAAUGUGACAGAAAUAGAAUCAGAGGAGAUAUUCCUGGAGACCAGUACUUCUGGAAGAGCAUGGUCUGGAGAGGAGCUGAUGAAGAGAGGAAUCGAUUUUCAAGGGGCAAAAGUUUUCAAUAAGCUGGCAAGAAGUGAUAAGGAACAGACGGCACCAGAGAAAGAGCAAAUGGCGAUGAAAGUCUUCCCCAACUGCAAGUAUAUUCCAAUCCUCACAAUUUAUGAAUCAACACCUUGGGGAGAUUUCUUCAUAAGCACUUUUCAGUUUGAGGAGACAAAGUUUAUUGCUGUUACGGAGUACAAGAAUUCGAAUAUUGCCACCGUGAAGUCGAUUUCCAAUCAAUUCGUUCGAGGCAAUGUUCAAAAAGAAGCGAGUGCAGAGGUUAUGGACCAUCUGGAGGUGGAGGAACCAAAAGAUGACUCUUGUCAAGGACCCAGCAUUGUGUCUCUAGCCAAACCACCAACUUCUGAUGCUUUCCUGGAGCCGCAACCUGAAAUGCAACCAGAUAUCGAAGUUGAGCUGUUGGACAGAGAUACCUGGAAACGACUAGAUGCACUUCAAGGAGGUAACGAGAUGGCGAUUCGAGUUUGUGGAAGAUCGCUGUUCCCACGUCUUCAAUUCAAAAUCAAAAAUCUCGAACCUCUCAAAAAGUAUACUGUAGGUCUGAAAAUGAGACUUUGCGACUUGAAGCCAUAUCGAUACCAUGUGAACUGGGGAUGGAAAAAAGACUAUAGUGUUGAAGAUGUGACAGAAAUGGAAUCAAAUGAGAUCUUCCUGAAGCCAAGAGAUCCGAAAAACGACUGGUCUGGAGGGGAUUUGAUGAAGUAUGGAAUUGAUUUUGGAUUGGCGAAAAUUUAUAACAAAGCCACUAAAAGUGGCAAAGAGAAAACGACACCGGAAAAGGUGGACAAGAAACUGGCGAUGAGAGUCCUCACCAACAACAAGUAUAUUCCGAUCCUCACAAUUUAUGAAUCAACAUCUUGGGGAGAUUUCUUCAUACGCGCUUUUCAGUUCGACGAGACUAAAUUCAUUACUGUUACGGAGUACAAGGAAGCGAGAUAUAUCAGCUCAAAAUCUGGACGGAUCAGUGGCGGCCUGUUGGCGACUCUACCUACCGAUGAAUAUUGCAACAAUUUUAAGAGAACCGUAGUUUUGAGCUCAUAUAUCUUGCUUCCUGUCAAAGAUAUCAAAAAUCUGUCAACUGGAAGCGAGAUAUACGGGCUCAAAGUUGGCGGUUUGGAGAAUCCGGAUAUCUCCACCGUCAAGACGAUUUCCAAUAAAUUCGUUCGAUACAGUGUUAAAAAAGAGGCGAUCGAUGCGUUGAAGAAGUUUGGAAUGUUGAAGAAUAAUGCUGAGCAAACAUCGGAUGACUCUUAUCAUGAAUCCAGUAAAAGAGCAAGAGUUUCCCCGUUGGAAGAAGCCACCUCAUCAUUUUCAUCUGAAUCAUUUGAAUCCACGUCUUCUGGGGUCUCUCAUAAUCAUCAAAACGGUUACAACAACUAUGUGAUGUCUCCGUAUGCAUUCUCACCAGUUGGAUUUUCGAACUUCUGGAAUUGCCCGAAUUUCGAGAAUCCUAAUUUUUCUUAUCAAUAA